GGAGCAGGGCGCCAUGGCGGGCGGGCGGUGGCAGCCGGUGCGGCUCGGGGCCGGGCUGGGUGCGCUGCUCUGCGCCCUCCAUGUGCAGGCGGCCUGUCGGGACACCACUGUCACACAGGAGCUCCUGAAAGAGGGGUUUCACAGGGACCUGCUGGUGCAGGUAGAGCUCGGGGARGAUGCAGGAGGAUGUGCAGUGGCAGCUAGAACGCGUCUUCCACCGGGAAUCUACGUGGAUCCCUACGAGCUGGCGACGCUGCAGCUGCACAAUCUAACAAAGGCAGUGUUAACUCCUGAUGUCGUUGAUGUGGAGGCUCCUGAGUACUUGGCCAGGGAUGUUGUUCUGCUGCUGUUCCUGGAGCCGGACGGGCGCUGCCCCCGCUGUUUCCGAGCUGCCGUGCCCGUGCACGCGCGGUACCACCGGCCGGCCGAGGGGACACGGGAAGCCUUGGUUGUUCUGGAGAGCCCAGAAGUGCUGCUCUGCUGCUGCCACGGUGAGAUUCUCAUUGAUGUUCUUGGGCAAUCCAGGGCUUGGAGUCUGUUCUGUGUGAGACAGAGCUCUCUGUAGUACAUGAGGAGAAAGCAUGGCCUUGAUAAAGAUCUCAUUGUGUUCCUCACUCUGUGCUGCUGCCUGGCCAAAGGCAGGGGUUUGUCAGAGACUGCUCUGUGUUGUGCUGCUGCCAUUGUACCCCUGUGCAGCUCUUCCUGCUGGAAGCCAUGGCAGUUAUCAYGACCCAUGUUUGUCACUAUCCCAGUAGGGCCUGGUUUGGCCAAGGCCCCUGCUCUGC
Molecule: messenger RNA, 785 nt
Organism: Malurus melanocephalus (red-backed fairy wren)
Lineage: Eukaryota; Metazoa; Chordata; Aves; Passeriformes; Maluridae
Gene: PIGX
Product: phosphatidylinositol glycan anchor biosynthesis class X
Exons: 4
Coding region: 14-565 (183 amino acids)
Biological process (GO): GPI anchor biosynthetic process
Cellular component (GO): endoplasmic reticulum membrane
Source: RefSeq, a predicted model, not a curated record